CGUCUCCUGCCAGUGGCCUUCGCCUUCCUCGUCCACUCACUGAGUUUCGUCUUCACGAGCGCGCUGUCCAUUUCUUUCGCCGUUGUGAUGUCUAGUCUUCCCGUGGAUGCGAUCCGGAGCCUCUCCGACCAACAUCCCAAGCCAUCUCACAUUCAUUUCCAGUAUGGAACCGCUGGGUUUAGAACAAAAGGCGAUAUUCUCGACUCUGUCAUGUUCAGAGUUGGGAUUUUGGCCGGCUUGCGGAGCAAGAAGAUGGACGGCAAGACCAUCGGUGUAAUGGUCACUGCAUCGCACAACCCUGAGCCUGACAAUGGUGUGAAACUUGUCGAUCCCCGCGGCGAGAUGCUAGAGACAUCGUGGGAGGCACAUGCUACCGCUCUCGCGAACGCACAAAGCACGGAUGAGUUCAUCGCUGCUCUUGAUACUUUCGCCACGACCAUGAAGAUCGAUCUCUCGAAACCGGCGAAGGUGGUCUACGCAAGAGAUACCCGCCCUUCUGGUCCUGCGCUUGUUGCCGCUUUGGAAGACGGCAUCAAGGCCAUCGGUGCUGAAGGCCGCAACGCGGACGUAACAACCACUCCCGUACUUCACUACCUGGUCAGGGCCAUCAACACCAAGGGUACCAAGGAAGAGUACGGAGAGGAUUCCGAGGAAGGCUAUCUCAGGAAACUCAGCACCGCUUUCAAGAAGCUCGUUGCUGGGAAAGCAUCUAUCCCACCUUUGGUUGUUGACUGUGCCAACGGCGUUGGUGCAAAGGUCGCAAAGGAACUAGCUGAACAUCUAGGCGACACGUUGCAAAUCAUACCCGUCAACACGUCAACCACGACGCCUGGCGCCUUGAACAACGCUUGUGGCGCCGACUUCGUCAAGACCCAACAGACACUCCCUCCCUCAUUGACAACUGUGCUCAAGCCCGGUCAGCGGGCAUGCAGUCUGGAUGGCGAUGCAGAUCGCUUGAUCUACCACUACCUCGACGAUCGCGGACAGUUCCAUAUGCUAGACGGCGACAAGAUUGCGGCUUUGUCGGCUGCAUUCAUCGGAGAGCUGACCAAGGCCGCCGGGCUCGAUGACAAGAUCAAGGCCGGCAUAGUGCAAACAGCCUAUGCCAACGGUGGCUCAACGAAGUACCUGUCGGAGCGUCUCCCGGUGAAAUGCGUCCCGACUGGCGUCAAACAUCUCCAUCACGCUGCCGAAAAGUUCGACGUCGGCGUGUACUUCGAGGCCAAUGGUCACGGCACGGUUAUCUUCUCUCCGCAGAGCUUGAAUGUACUGUCCACCUAUCAGCCGUCGACCCCCGCUCAGUCGACCGCUCUGAACCACAUCACCAACCUGACGGACGUCAUCAACCAGACCGUCGGCGAUGCGCUAUCAGACAUGCUCAUGGUGGAAGCCGUCCUCGCUCACAAGUCCUACAGCGGAGAGGAAUGGAACUCCCUCUACGUUGACCUACCCAACCGGCUCGUCAAGGUUGUCGUAGCUGACAGGAACAUCUUCAAGACCGAAGAUGCCGAGCGCCGCUUGGUCAGCCCGCCCGGUAUCCAGGCCAAGAUCGACGAGCUGGUCCGCCGGUACGAGGGCGGCCGUGCGUUCGUGCGGCCCAGCGGGACGGAGGACGUUGUGCGAGUGUAUGCCGAAGCGACGGUCAGAACUCAGGCUGAUGAGCUUGCAUAUCGCGUCGCUGGGCUGGUCUACGACGAGACCGGCGGCCAUCCCGCUCACCGACCGCUCGAAUUUCUGUGAGACGCCGGACGGAAAGGAAAACUGAAGUGGAUGUAACUGUGGACAUGUACUUGUAGCUUCUCACAUGGACCGUGUACUAAUAGACAAUCCCAAGGCAUGAUGCAUUCUAUGCGGCCUGCGCAGACCACGCUCUCCGCUGAUAGUCCAAGAUAAUCGACACCAAGUCCCACAACCCAAACUCAGGCCACGUCGGGU
Messenger RNA from Fomitopsis serialis, 1935 nucleotides. RefSeq names its product phosphoacetylglucosamine mutase. The transcript is spliced from 6 exons. Gene Ontology annotation, molecular function: phosphoacetylglucosamine mutase activity; magnesium ion binding. The record is from RefSeq and is a predicted model, not a curated record. The coding region runs from base 88 to 1740 and encodes 550 amino acids. NCBI's taxonomy places the organism in Eukaryota, Fungi, Basidiomycota, Agaricomycetes, Polyporales, Fomitopsidaceae. Gene Ontology annotation, biological process: carbohydrate metabolic process; UDP-N-acetylglucosamine biosynthetic process.